AUGGCAGUUGAUCCGUUCGCCGAGCUUGGCAAUUGGCUUGCAAACGUUUCGUCCCCAGUCAAGGAGACAUCGUUAGAGUGCGAAAUUACUGGCCGGAAGGUCCGCGGUUCGAACCCGACCGCUGCAUCUCGACUGCUUUUGUCUAAGCUUGAGCAACCUGGCAGUGUCCCAGCUGUCAUGCCUCCUAUCGUUGGCGUGGCAGCUAGGCAGAGAAAUGGUGCUACAACCGAACGAUUAUUAUUAUUAUUUAUUAGUGCUACUUCGUUAGGCACGCUUAUUUUGGUCAUCUACCUCAAACUUUAA
Opisthorchis viverrini is the source of this 303-nucleotide messenger RNA. RefSeq lists its product as hypothetical. Lineage: Eukaryota; Metazoa; Platyhelminthes; Trematoda; Opisthorchiida; Opisthorchiidae. The transcript is spliced from 2 exons. The coding region runs from base 1 to 303 and encodes 100 amino acids. The record is from RefSeq and is a predicted model, not a curated record.